Molecule: messenger RNA, 2536 nt
Organism: Papilio polytes (common Mormon)
Lineage: Eukaryota; Metazoa; Arthropoda; Insecta; Lepidoptera; Papilionidae
Product: forkhead box protein D2-like
Exons: 13
Coding region: 435-2009 (524 amino acids)
Biological process (GO): anatomical structure morphogenesis; cell differentiation; regulation of transcription by RNA polymerase II
Molecular function (GO): RNA polymerase II cis-regulatory region sequence-specific DNA binding; DNA-binding transcription factor activity, RNA polymerase II-specific
Source: RefSeq, a predicted model, not a curated record
UCGGCCGCGAUACACGUCACUCGUAUUACUGGAUGCUCUGUCCGUUAACCGCGACACGCGAAAACAGCCGCCCGCCCAACGUGCUUGGACACUAAAAUAUUUUUAAAACAAUAAUACAUAAUUAAAAACAUAUACCGAACGCCCUACUUAUUGGAAAUUGUAUUUGUUAUUAUUUGUAAAGUUCUAAUAUUUGACAUUGUGAUUUGAAAAACUUUAAGUGUUCAAUAAAUUUAACAUGUUCAAACAAAUCAGAUUUUGUAAAUGCCCUUAAUACCUGGAUGCUGAAAUAUACGAAGAUAAGGAGAGGAAUACACUCAACUUUCGCAGUUAAAUCAUAAAAAGUGGUGGCCCGAAGUGCCGAUGGAGCGGGGCUCCAUCGGGCAUCCGACGAGGACGUCGUGCGGCUAAAUCCUUGCCUGCAGACCAACUUCGAAAUGAACGAUCUGCCCCCAACGGCGUACACAACUGACACGCGCAGAAUGCAGCUGUAUUCUCACGCACACAUACAUCCCACGGCCUAUACUUCUGGCGUUUGGGAUACAAAUCACAGCAAUCAAACAGACAGUUCGGAACAUGGUCAGGAGCUGUCAAUCCAUGCAGUGUCAACACACGAACUGUUAAAGCCAAAAGAUGAACCAUCGUAUUCACUGGCACCGUCUGCAAGUCUGUGCACAGGAGGCCUGCAACUGACAGGUUCGUCGCCAUACGACAACCGGACCUGUAUCCAAGAAAACAAUGGCGUUAAUGCGAGCAGCUCCCAGAGUGUGAAAUCGGACGAGGAUUUGUCACGGGUGUAUCAAACACUCACAAUGCCAGGACUUUCCCGAGAUGAUACCACAAAUUCUAACAGCAGUGAAACGAAAAUAAAAUCAAAGUCCACGACGCCAUCAAGCCCCGGUGGAAGCUCUUCGGAAAUAAAGCCACAGUCGACUACGCCAACGUCGCAAGCAUUGACUAAGCCACCCUUUUCUUACGUGGCCUUAAUAACAAUGGCCAUAGAAAAUAGCCAAUCCAAGCGGGCAACGCUUAGUGAGAUAUAUGCUUACAUAACUAAAGAAUUCCCAUUUUUCGAAAAGAAUAAAAAGGGUUGGCAGAAUUCUAUAAGGCACAAUUUGAGUCUUAAUGAGUGCUUUAUUAAGGUGCCACGAGAGGGCGGUGGGGAAAGGAAGGGAAAUUAUUGGACUCUUGAUCCGCAAUGCAGGGGAAUGUUCGAGGGAGGGAACUACAAGCGGCGUCGCAGGAUGAAGCGACCUUUCCGGGCGACGCCGUACACGAAGACUUUGUUCGGCGACGGCUACCACGUGACCCACGUGGCGCAGCACGCCCACAUGCAAUCUCUCCCGUUGGGCGCCAGGAAUUACUUCGGAUCAAGCUCACCAUAUCCACCAUCCUAUCCGAGAUAUGACACGACAUGGCUAACCCAGCCGCCGGGAGGUCUGAGCUACGCAAGCGCGUGCGGUGGCAUGGGUAGGAGUCCUCCAAGCUCUACCCAUACUUCGUUGCCUCACCAGCCGUCACCGGUUUCAGUCAAUCCGUUCGCCUCGCAUCAACUACAGGGUCAGCUUCAAAACCCUCUUCAACCGAUGCAGUCUAUGUCCAUGAACACAUACAACCAAAUAGGUGUCGGCCUCGACGGCUCUCCAAGUCCAGGACCGGGGUAUGUGCCGCCCGGUGCGUUUUCACCAACACGACACCACGACAUUGUUACAUCGUCCGAUGGUGCUGCUGCCAGAUUCUCUUUCUGGCAGGAAGGAGGACUAAGUUGGCAACAACCUGGUUGCGAGAUACCUGACGACGUGCCGAGAGAGCCUGAAGACGACGCUGGUUCACCAAGUCCCAACGGAGGUUACGUACCAUCGAGCAGUUACUCCCCAACCCGUCGCCAUGAAGCAGUUACGUCGUCUGAGGCAGCAGGACGAUUCGCAUUCUGGCCGGAUGUUGGCGUGAAAGAAGAAUCAUCGUCGAGUCUCAUGUCAAACGGGGCACCGUAUUCGAAAUGUUUCAUGUAAAUUUUAAAAACAUAGGGGAGCACAAGACUAUCCAUUGUAAUCUGCACUCGUGUGAAAUGUAAGACGAUAGAAUGGAAACUACAAUAAGCAAAAUAAACUCGUUAGUCAUCUAUGUAAAGAAAUAAUUUAGGUAGUAUGCAUUUUAAGGUGAAUCAUCCUUUAAUUCAUACUGUGUAUUACAAAAUACAAAUUUUAAUCUAUGUAGAUUUGAUGGAAAGUUUCAUAAUUUGGCUUAUGGUCUUCUAAGACGGAAAAUUUAAAAAAAAAUAAGAAAAUUAAGAAGAUACUUUUGUAAAAAUAUGUUUAGCCUAAUGUCAUGCAUUGAUCUUUGUAGGCCUCCGCCAAUGAUCGCAAUAACACCCGGUCUUGUGCCAACUACAUCCAUUCAUUCCAGUCUCCCUUAGACCUAUUCCAUAUUGCGGGAGACCUAUGCUAUGACAACGUUUACGUGGCCGCCAUUCCAGAACUUUCCAUGAAAUAUUCAUUCACAUUUAAACCAAUCCUUAAACUCGUAGCAACAAUAAUUU